Arvicanthis niloticus (Nile rat) is the source of this 2702-nucleotide messenger RNA. RefSeq names its product t-complex 11 like 1 (gene Tcp11l1). The record is from RefSeq and is a predicted model, not a curated record. Gene Ontology annotation, biological process: signal transduction. NCBI's taxonomy places the organism in Eukaryota, Metazoa, Chordata, Mammalia, Rodentia, Muridae.
GCUGCCCACCGCCGCGGGGCUGAGAGGACGGCCCGCAGCUUGGCGGGCGAGCGAGGCGGCCCGUCGGGGAUCGAGGCCCAGGCGCCCAGCCCGCCGCGCGUCGCUCCCGCUCUUUCGCGUUGCGGACCCCGCGGGAAUCGCAGCGGGGAGUGGCCCAGGGAGAUCGCCGACGCCGCGGCAGGAAAGUAAACAGACUUAACUGAGGAUGUCUGAAAACCUUGACAAGUCCCAUGUAGGCGAAGCAGGAGAGUCAAAGUCGGCUGCCUCUGAGCAAGGCCGGGAAGGUGCUCUGGGGUGCUCUGAUGAAACCUUACAGAAAAAAGUGACGUCGGACUCACCUAGUGCCCAAAGAGUGGGAAGACCUCACUCUGGUCCUCCUCGGCUUGUCACUGUAGAGGAACUUCUAGAAACAGCGAAAGGAGUCACCAACAUGGCUCUAGCCCAUGAAAUUGUAGUCAAUGGAGACUUCCGGAUUAACGCUGUUGAAUUAGCCGAAGGCAGCUUGGAGAAGAGAGUAAAGGAGAUUGUACAUAAAGCAUUCUGGGAUUGUUUGAGUGUCCAGCUCAGUGAAGACCCCCCAACAUACGACCAUGCCAUCAAACUUGUAGGAGAGAUCAAAGAGACUCUGUUAUCUUUCUUGCUGCCUGGUCACACUAGACUAAGAAACCAGAUAACAGAAGUCUUGGAUCUGGAGCUGAUAAAACAAGAAGCAGAAAAUGGGGCCCUAGACAUUUCCAAGCUGGCAGAAUUCAUUAUUGGCAUGAUGGGGAUAUUGUGUGCACCUGCUCGAGAUGAGGAGGUUAAAAAACUAAAGGACAUUCAGGAAAUAGUGCCUCUUUUCAGGGCAAUAUUUUCUGUGUUGGACCUAAUGAAAGUGGACAUGGCCAACUUUGCUGUCAGUAGCAUUAGGCCACACCUCAUGCAACAGUCAGUCGAAUAUGAGAGGAAAAAGUUUCAGGAAGUGUUGGAGAAGCAGCCGAACUCCCUGGAUUUUGUCACCCAGUGGCUGGAGGAGGCCUCAAAUGACUUGUUGACUCAGAAGUACAAACAUGCCCUGCCAGCUGGAGGGGAUGCUGCUGGCUCUGGGGACGCUCCACUGCUGACCCCUGUUUCUGUCCAGAAUUAUGCCUACCUGAAGCUUCUGAAGUGGGACCACUUCCAGAGACCUUUCCCUGAGACAGUUUUGAUGGACCAGUCUCGUUUCCAAGAGCUCCAGCUGCAGCUGGAGCAGCUGGCCAUCCUGGGAGCUGUGCUGCUGGUCACAUUCAGUACCGCUGCACCUGGAAUUUCUGGGCAUGCUGACUUUGCUGAGAAGCUCAAGAUGGUGGUGAAGAUUCUGCUGACAGACAUGCAUUUGCCAUCCUUCCAUCUGGAAGACGCCCUGACUUCCAUUGGGGAGAAAGUGUGCCUGGAGGUGAGCAGCUGCCUCUCCCUGUGUGGAGCCUCCCCGUUCUCCAUCCAUAAGGAGACUGUGCUCAAGGGCCAGAUUCAGGCCCUCGCCAGUCCUGACGACCCCAUUCGCAGGAUCAUGGAGUCCCGAAUUUUGACCUUCUUGGAGACAUACCUUGCCUCUGGUCAUCAGAAGCUCUUGCCUACAGUGCCUGGCGGACUGGGUCCCAUUCAGAAAGAGCUGGAAGAAGUUGCUGUGAAGUUUGUGCGCCUGGUCAACUAUAACAAGAUGGUGUUCUGCCCUUACUACGAUGCAAUACUCAGUAAGCUCCUCCUCCGCUCCUGAGUGCGCAGCUGCCACUGCCCGUGGUCGGCUCAGACCCGCUUCGCAGUGCGUGGAGAAUGGAUGUGGUACAUUCCUGUUUAAUAGCGCUGGUUCCAUGGGGACUGAAGAAUGCACUGAAUUCUGUUUUGAGGACUGUAUUUACGAGUGCAAGUUUACAAACCUAAGAAGAUUUUGUUCUCUUGAGUCUAUAGGAGCACAGAGCUUUCAACAAUUGGCCGCCUUUGUCUCUGCUCCUGCUUCAUCAGGUUGGAGGAGCGCCUCUCCCAAGAAACCUGAGACAGUUGUCUCUUUCUCAGAUGCUCUGUGCUCACAGUCAUAAGCCAAGACUUGUCCUCCUGUCCCAUUUACAGCCUUCCUCCCACUGUUCCUGUGGGUGCUUUCUGACAGGGCUGUCUAUGGUCUUACAGUGUCCUAGCUGGCUCCUUCCCACUCUGUCCAUUUAUUGCUUCUUGGGUCUGGCCUAACAGUGUUCCAGAGUCCCUUUGUUCUACAGCAGAGUUGCUUAAUAAUUUAUAUUAUUAUUGAAACAGCAUCUCUAUAUAUUCUCCCCUUGCUGAUGUGGAACUUGCUUAUGUAAAAUAGGCUGUCCCCAGACUUUGAUCCGUCUUCCUGCCUCUGCCUCACAAAUGCUAGGAUUACAGGCUUUGCUACCAUACCCAAUGGGUAGAACUUGAUUUUUAAAAGCUUGUUUUGUUAGCAUGGGAUGUAGUAAAGUGGCCAGUGAUUGCCCACACAAGGCCCUGAGAUUGAUCUCUCCCAUCUAAACAAUGAGAGAUGUACAUGCACACACACACGUGCCUAGUAUUGAGAAGCCAUAAGCCCCUGGAGCUUCAGUUACUUUUAAAAGAUAGAACUGUUUAUGCCUAGGAACUCGGGAACAGCUUAGGUAACAGAGACUUCAACUUAACCAGAACAGAGUCAGGUAUGGUGGCGCACACCUUUAGUCCCAAUACUUGGAAAGCAGAGG